Molecule: messenger RNA, 1024 nt
Organism: Didymodactylos carnosus
Lineage: Eukaryota; Metazoa; Rotifera; Eurotatoria; Philodinida; Philodinidae
Source: the annotation of a GenBank genome assembly
UAGUAGUCUAGCAUUUGUUAAUGUUCAGUUGUACCGUUAUUUUGUUCCUAUACAAAUUUUAUGUGGGACAUUUAGUAAUGUAUCUAAUAUAUCGAUAUUUUCAUCAAAAUCAUUACGAUUAUAUUCAUGUUCAAGAUACUAUUUGGUACAAUCAAUUGUCAGUUUAGUAUACAUCUAUACUGUUGUAAUAAUAAGGUGGUUGGCAGAAGGCUUCAAUACCGAUGUAACACUCUAUUCGAUUGAUCUAUGUAAAUUUUACAUAUAUUUUUUGUAUGUCAUUCGAUUAAUGACAGCAUCAUUGCUAAUUUUAUCUUGCAUCGACCGUUAUCUGUCAUCAUCAUCGAAUUAUAAGCUGCGAAAAUUCAGUCAAAUUAAAGUAACACGAUAUACAAUACCACUUACAGUCAUUAUUUCUUCUGUUAGUUACAUUUAUUUAUUAAUGUAUGUUGAAAUCAAACAAGGUAUUCUGUGUAAUAUAUACAAUAGUCACUAUGUACAAUUUCAUUAUAUAUUUUUUACAAUUCUCUCAAAUCUAUCACCACCUUUACUGUUACUUGUAUUUGGUUUACUUACAUUAAAAAAUGUUCGACAUCAACGACAACAAAUACAUGCCGCCAACAAUAAUAAUAAUAAUCAAUUAUAUCGUCGACGUGAUAAUCAAAUGAUUCGUUUGAUGUUAUAUCAAGCAUUUAUCUAUGUUUUAUUUGCAUUGCCUUUAGCUCUCAUUGCGACUGUUAAUGCAUUUAAUACACCAACAACGGUUACACUAUUUUUACAGAAAGCAUUUAUUGUCGUUUCAUUUUUUAAUUUUAUUUUAUCAUUCUUUAUCAACACAUUAUCAGCUACUAUAUAUCGGCAGGAAUUUUUGAAACAAUUAAUUUUUAUAUCUAAAAAGUUAUUUCGAUCAACGUGGAUUGAAAAACGAUUUAUCCAUCGUCAGCAAAAACAACGACAAAUAAAACGUUUUACCUUCAAACGAACUGUGACAGUUCAGCAACAAACAAUGACACAAACAAUGACGUAA